Messenger RNA from Aureobasidium musti, 2574 nucleotides. NCBI's taxonomy places the organism in Eukaryota, Fungi, Ascomycota, Dothideomycetes, Dothideales, Saccotheciaceae. The record is from the annotation of a GenBank genome assembly.
AUGAUGGACAGCGACUGGUACUCGUCGUUUGUGCCCAGCGCCUCGGCCUCGUCUGAAAAGACUCCGGGCCAUCGGCGGCGAGCUUCCCUCUUGCAACAGCCACAUGAAGCGACACAGGCUGAUGACCCUUCAGACCAAUUGCCCUCUCUGGACGAAGAAGACGACAAUUCAUUGAUCAAGGGUCCUCCGAAAGCGACACUUGUCAAAAGAGCUCUCUCAUAUACCCACCUCCGUCCUGCCCAUCAACUUUCGCAUACCACCCGUCCCUCUACUCUAUUGCGCAAGAACAGCCUGUCUUCGGCCCCUAAGCCCAAAGAUGUCCUGCGAUCGAACCUUGACUUCGCAACUUGGUACGAUGCUCUGGAGGACGACCUCCUGGAUGCCAGCCACCAUGACUACGACCUAUACUACGAUCAGCUGAACCUGUCGCAACAUCACCUCGACUCGCUAGCUCAGAGUACCAAUGACGCCCUGACUGUCCUGUCCUCCCUGUCCGACUCAUUCAAGGCUGUGGACGACCAGACGACUGCCUUCCACGCUCAAUGCGAGUCACUCAUAACCGAGCAACGUCGCAUCACCAGCCUGGCCGAGGACAUGAACCAUAACCUCCAAUACUACGCCUAUCUCGAGCCUAUGACCCGUAGGCUGAAUGCUCCUGGUGCUGCCAACCUCGUCCGCGCANAAGAAUUCCCCGACAUGCUCAAGAACCUUGACCAAUGCCUCGACUAUAUGCAAGCCCAUGUAUGUCCCGUUGUUCUACGCUGUCAGACCGUUACUAACGUUCCAAGCNCUACCCACCGUGAAGCUCCUACUUAUCGUUCGCGCUACCGUCUCCUGCUUACUCGCGCCCUGACUCUCAUCCGAGUACAUUUCACAAACUCUCUACGAGCACUGGCCGCAGAUGCCUCACAACGAAUCGCCGAUCGCCAGCUCAACGACACCACCCAAACCGCUCUGCUCUAUGCAAAAUUCCGUGUCGACGCUCCUGAACUGAAACAACUCGGUCUAGAAAUACAAAAGCGUGCUGUUCUGCCUUCAGGUGCCGACCAAGGAGGCGAGGCCGAGUAUCAAAGUCUCAUGAAUGAGCUGUAUCAGAGUUACUCAGCCACCCGAGGCCGCCUAAUGUUCCCCAUCAUAUCUCGUAAGCUCACUGAGAUGGCUACGGUUGAUAACGCAGUCGGUGAUUCGGUCACCUUUGCGAAAACUGCCAUCGGCUUUGUGAGAGGUAUAUGUCUUGAUGAGUACGAUCUCUGGGGUGACUGGUUUUCUGGAGAUGGAGGUGUAUACGAGUUCCUCGAGGCCAUGUGUGAGCCUUUAUACGACCAUCUCCGCCCUAGAAUCAUUCGCGAAACUCGCAUUCCCAAGCUAUGCGAGCUUUGUACCUUCAUCCAAACUCGAUUCAUGGUUGACGAAGAAGACGAUGACAUGGAGUAUCCAGACGUCGGUAACACAAAGAGAAGCCUGGAUUUUGCUGCUCUAGUCAAACCUGCAUUAGAAGAUGCCCAAAGUCGACUCGUCUUCCUUGCGUUGGCUGUUCUUAGGGACGAUAUUGAGAACUACCGACCAAAGCCUGAAGAUCUCGACUACCCAUCACAAGCUCGUGGUCCAUCAACAACAACCGCUGACGGGAAACGAGUGGCUCUUUCUGGCCGCAAAAACUCAUCCAAUACUGUUCAGGUCAAAUCGCCUGGCGAAGAAGACGAUGGCAUCGAUAUGUUCGAAUCAUCUUGGUCCAACAACGAGAAACAGGCCAUGGUCUGGUAUCCAACGCUGCGUAAAGCAAUCUGGCUUCUGAGCCGUAUCUACCGUUUGGUCAAUGUAANNUCCACCGUCUUUGACGACUUGGCGCACAACAUCGUUCACAGCACUACUGUUUCCCUAGCAUGGGCGGCAUCUCAGAUAGCAACAAAGUCAUCGCCUGCCGACGCCAACCUGUUCCUGAUCGCUCAUUUGUUGCGACUUAAGCAACAGAUCGUAGCAUUUGAUAUCGAGUUCAUCACGCCUGAAGUAACAUUUGACUUCUCAUCCGUCACCAACACAUUCUAUGAGCUUCGCGAGCGCGGAGGAUUGUGGAAUCCGGCCAGUUGGGUAAAGCUCGCUGCUGGAGGGUUAAUGCCACGAGUAGUGGAAAACAUGCUCGACGCCAAAGCAGAACUUGACGGACGGCUACGAGCAGUGAUCAAUGAUUUUGUCAACAGCUUCGUGAGCCCGGUCACAACAUUACUCACAUCGCCAAAGAAAGAUUCAGGGUCAGAGGCCAGUCGGAUCACGGCUGAAGUUCGUACUAUCACGCAAAAGGAAGUGGUAUCUCUGCGACAGAAACUGGACGAGUAUAUCCAGGAUGUAAGGACGAGAGAAACACUUGUGGCCGCAGUGCGGGAUCAAGUCAUCCUAGCCUACGAGGAUUGGAUGGACAAGCUGAGUGAAGGCAAAGGCGCAUCCAAAAUCGGCAAGGUCAGCAAGAAAGGAAAGGGUCGAGAAGACGAGGUCUGGUCCAGCGAGGUAUUUGCCGAGUGGUGCGAGCGGGUGUUCGCAGUGGGAGUCACGAGUGACGAAGACUCGACAGAAACAUGA